Messenger RNA from Paramecium primaurelia, 844 nucleotides. The record is from the annotation of a GenBank genome assembly. Lineage: Eukaryota; Ciliophora; Oligohymenophorea; Peniculida; Parameciidae.
GUAAUAUUGAAUAUGUAGUCUGGAAUUAAUUUUGAUAAUAUUUAUAAUUAAUUUCAGAAUAUAAGACUUUAGUAUGAUUUGUUACAUUAUAUAUAUAAAAAAGUAUAUGUAAAAUGUAUAUAUUUAAAAUAGAUCAGAUCAAAGAAAGAAAUAUGAUUGAUUAAGUUUUAUAAAUUUUUAAGUAAUUUAAUUAAGUUAUUAUCUUAGUCUUCGAAUAUGGGAGGAGCAUGCUCUGGAAAAAAACCAUAGCCAAAAUAGAAAUAGCAAUAAUAGGAAUUAAAUAUAGUUGAAUAACCAUAUUUGCAAGUGCAAUCAAUUAGUUAACCAUAAUCAAGGCCACCAGAACAAAGAAGUGAAACUGGGUAAUCUGUUAAGGAAUUACUUUAUUAAUAUAAAAAAUUCACAGAUUUCUUAGGAUUAGUAGGUAAUUUGGAUCAUUUGCCAGCCCAUACUAGAGAAUAAUUGAAUAAUUGUAUAAUUUAGAGAUCCAAUAUAAAUAUACUUAUAUAGAAUAGUAUUAAAAGAAUAAUGAGAGAGUAAAAAAUAAUAAAGAGAGUAGAAGAGAGUGAUUAUUAUUUAAUUCAUAAUGAUGAGAAAUUUGCCAUUACAUUUGUGUAAAUAAUGUAAAGAAUAUCAAAUAUAAUAUUGACUGAACUUCAAUAGGAUUCAAAUUUUUAGGAAGCUUUUCCAAUGUUGAUUGUUUCAUUUGUUGAUUUAGCAACAUAGAUAAGUAAGGAAAUAGAGAAUUUCUAAGAUUUCAAAACUCAUCCAAUCAAACAAUAGAAUACUAAACAUCAAAUUUCUUAAGAUAAUUAUUAAGCAUCAACAAAUAAAUGAUUUCUUU